AUGAGUUCCUUUUCAGACUCGUUCUCUAAUUUUUCUACGCCGACAAAUUCAUUGCCGGCAGAACUUUCCAACCGGGACUCUACCUCUUUAAUUUUUGAUGAUUCCUUGAGUCUUGAACAACUUGCCUGCCCAAUAUGUAAUGAAACAUCAAUCAACCUUUUUCAACUUAACCAACACCUUGACGAUGCUCAUACAGAUGCAGCUAUUGAUCAAAGGGAUAAAAUUAUUAAAUGGUUUAAAAAUGCUCAAUCAACUCUUAUGAAACCACUUUCAAAAACCAAAAAUAUUUCAACACAAAUGUCACAAAUGGCUUUACAUGUUUUUAAUGAUAUUGACGCGAACUGGUUAGAUCAACAAUCCGAAAAUGUAACAAGAGAGCUUUGGCAAAAAGAAGGAGAGAAUGAUCAUUGUUCAAAUUCUUCUUGUAAUAAAGGACUUAAUUUGAAAAAUGGCAAGAAUAACUGCCGAAAGUAG
This is a messenger RNA of Diversispora eburnea, 474 nucleotides long. NCBI's taxonomy places the organism in Eukaryota, Fungi, Glomeromycota, Glomeromycetes, Diversisporales, Diversisporaceae. The record is from the annotation of a GenBank genome assembly.